Spodoptera littoralis (African cotton leafworm) is the source of this 3570-nucleotide messenger RNA. The record is from the annotation of a GenBank genome assembly. NCBI's taxonomy places the organism in Eukaryota, Metazoa, Arthropoda, Insecta, Lepidoptera, Noctuidae.
AUGAUGUACAAAAGCUCUCUUGAUGAUCGAAGUUUCGCACAUCUAGUGAAACUACGUGAACUUGUUUUAGAUAACUGUAAAAUUGGAAGAUGGCCGCCUGGCGUACUCUCCGGCUUGAGAGACCUCCGAAAUUUAACGAUUCGAACGAAAAACACGGAGUGGGCCGCUAUGAGUUUAGAGAUAGCAUCAGAAAGCUUUACGGCUGUUCGACAGUUGGAAAAGUUGGAUCUCAGUUUUAAUAACAUCUGGUCGUUUCCCGAAAACUUGUUUUGCCCGUUAACUAAUUUAGUGUAUUUGAAUGUAUCUUCAAACCGUCUACAAGAUGUGAGUGAUUUGGGAUUCAGAGAGCGUGCAAUGCAUCAAGCACUGAUUAGUGAACAGGAUGGGCCUCCUCCCUCGGCGCCUUCUAUGUCACAUGCAACCUGCUCAUUAGAUAUUGAAGUACUAGACGCUUCAAGCAAUCACUUUGUGCUAAUGCCAGAAAACGGAUUUAUGGCUCUACGUAGACUCAAAGAACUGCACAUUCACGAUAACGAAAUAUCAAUGGUGGCUGACAAAGCGUUAUCUGGAUUGAAACAGCUGCAGAUAAUUGAUCUUUCAAACAACAAAAUAGUCGCUCUUCCGCAAGAUCUGUUUAAAGAUAGUAGACCGGUCAUCAAAGAAAUAUACUUACAAAACAAUUCUAUAAGUGUGCUUUCACCAAGUCUGUUCGCCAACCUAGAUCAACUAUUAGCGUUGGAUUUAUCUAAUAAUCAUUUAACAAGUACUUGGAUUAAUGAGAAUACUUUCACCGGUCUCAUAAGAAUGGUGUUGUUGAAUUUAUCUAAUAACAGAUUAACUAAACUGGAUCCCAAAAUUUUCAAAGAUUUAUACACUUUACAAAUUCUGAACGUUCAGCAUAACAUGCUGGAGAGUAUUGCAGCUGACACGUUUGCACCAAUGAACAAUCUACAUACGUUGAUAUUAUCUUACAACAAGAUCUCUCACAUCGAUGCUUAUGCCUUAAAUGGUCUGUAUGUGCUGUCAUUACUAUCUAUUGAUAAUAAUCAUCUCGAAGAACUCCACCCUGAAGCAUUCAGAAAUACAUCCUCCCUACAAGAUUUGAAUUUAAAUGGCAAUCGUUUAAAGAAAGUGCCUAUAGCAUUGAGAAAUAUGCGAUUACUAAGAACUCUUGAUCUGGGAGAGAAUCAGAUAACGUCAUUGGAAGAACCCGGCUUCGUUGGUUUGCAUAACGUGUAUGGCCUUCGUCUUAUCGGGAAUAAAAUUGAAAACAUAAGUAAAGACGUGUUUACAGAUUUACCGUCCCUGCAAAUUUUAAAUCUUGCACGUAAUAAAUUGAAGCACAUCGAUACGAAUGCAUUUGAAACACUAUCCACUCUACAGGCUAUCCGGUUAGAUGCUAACCAACUAACGAAUAUUCAAGGCCUAUUUGUAAAUAUUCCAUCGCUUUUGUGGUUAAACGUAUCAGACAACCAAAUAGAAUGGUUUGAUUACACUGUGAUUCCUUCGGGACUUCAGUGGUUGGAUCUUCACAGUAAUAAUAUCAAGGAACUGGGAAACAAUUACCGUAUGGAUAAGGAACUGCGAUUGCAAACACUAGACGCAAGUUUCAAUAAAAUGACAAAAAUAUCAGCAUUCUCAAUUCCCAGCAGUGUGGAGUUGCUGUUUCUGAAUGAUAAUCAAAUUACACAAGUUGAAGCCCAAACUUUUGUUGGAAAAACCAAUUUAACGAGAGUCGAUUUGUAUGCAAAUCAGAUAACUAGUAUGGAUCUCAAUGCGCUUCGUCUAACUCCGGUCGAUCCGGGACGACCGCUACCCGAAUUUUAUAUCGGUGGAAACCCGUUUCAGUGCGAUUGUACUAUGGAGUGGCUUCAACGCAUAAACAAACUGGACCAUCUUAGACAACAUCCACGUGUCAUGGACUUGGAGAGCAUUUACUGCAAAUUGUUAUAUAAUCGUGAAAGGACUUAUAUUCCGCUUAUCGAGGCGGAAUCAUCUCAGUUUUUGUGUACAUAUAAAACUCACUGUUUUACGCUGUGCCAUUGUUGUGAUUUUGACGCUUGUGAUUGUGAAAUGACGUGCCCAUCGAACUGUACGUGUUAUCAUGACCAACCGUGGUCAGCAAAUAUUGUGGACUGUUCUGCUGCUGGGUAUUCGGAAAUACCUAGCAGUAUACCUAUGGACGCUACUGAACUAUAUUUAGACGGUAAUAAUUUUGGUGGUUUAACAAGUCAUGCAUUUAUUGGACGUAAGAACUUAAAAAUAUUAUAUGCUAAUAAUUCUAAUAUUGACGCUCUGUAUAAUAAUACGUUUAGUGGACUAAAACGCUUAACAAUAUUGCAUUUAGAAAAGAACAAUAUAAAAGAGUUGCUAGGUUUCGAACUGUCGCCUCUGGAGAAUUUGCGCGAGUUGCAUCUACAAGACAAUAAAAUACAUUACAUCGAUAAUCGUACCUUCAUGGAGUUGAGGCAUUUAGAAGUGUUGCGCUUAGAAGGCAAUAACAUUUACGGCUUUGCAGUGUGGCAGUUCACGAUGAAUCCAUAUUUGGUUGAGAUAAGUCUCUCGCGGAACCUUUGGUCGUGCGAUUGUCAAUACAUGCAUAAAUUUCGCACUUGGUUCAAAAAUAACCUGGGAAAAGUGGAAGAUGCUUUAAAAAUAACGUGUGUAUUUGACAACGUAACGAACGCUGUGGGACCAUUGAUGGCAGAUUUCAACUCGACAAUAUGCACAAGUCACGUAGGGGGAAGCUCAUCUAUAAUCGAGAAUCAAGUAAUUAAUGAUUAUCUCCCUCUUCUGCUAAUAUCUCUGUGCGUGUUCAUUAUAAGCUCGGCAUUAAUAUGCGGCGUAUUUUAUUGGCGACGCGAGCUGCGAGUCUGGAUUUACUAUCAUUGUGGAUUUAGAAUGUGCUACAAAAGUACAGCCUUCGAUGAUGAAGCCGAUAAAGAUCGCCUUUUUGACGCCUACAUAAGUUAUAGCGUCAAAGAUGAGGCGUUCGUUGCUCAAAUGUUGGCGCCUGGACUAGAAUCCACCGACCCAAGUUUCCGGCUCUGUCUACAUUACCGAGAUUUUAAUGCCUCAGCAUAUGUAGCCGAUACAAUAAUAGAGGCCGUAGAGUCAUCCAAAAGAACGAUAAUAGUCCUAUCAAAAAAUUUCAUUAACAACGAAUGGUGUCGUUUCGAAUUUAAAACGGCACUCCAUGAAGUACUGAAAGAGAGACGAAGAAGACUGAUAAUAAUAUUGCUAGGCGAGCUUCCGAAUAGAGACAUCGAUCCGGAGCUCAGGUUGUGUUUGAAAGCGAACACCUGUAUAGAGUGGGGUGAUAGACAAUUUUGGCAAAAGUUAAGGUUCGCGAUGCCGGACUUACGGAAGUGUCAGUAUCACCGGUCGACAGUGAAUAUUUACGCUUCGGUGUCUCCGGUGGGGGCCGGGCGGGCACCAGCGCCGCCCCCUCCGCCGCCGCCGGGCAAGCUCCCCCCUCUGCUCGGCGACGGGCUGGCCCUGCCGACCAGCGUGCACACGCGCGACGUGCACCCCCACCGCAUGCCGCCGCAAGCGCAGCUCUGGGCGUAG